UAACACCAAGGGCACACCAUUUUAUAAUUUGAGUUAGAGAGAAGGUUCAGAAUUCAGGUUCAGUCUUUUAACGAUUAAGCAUGGAGAACCCCAAGAAGAAAGUGUUUGUGUAUGGUGCCUGCAUGAAAAAGCACGCAGCAAAGCUUGGUAGCAAUGCCACCGACGGCUGCGGAGAAUUCUUUAGAGCCAUCAGUGGCUUCCACUGUGUUGCAUGUGGAUGCCACCAGAACUUCCAUGAGAAGAUGGCUGUGGAGGUCAGUACUGGUAGUGGUGUUGGCAGGGGAGAGGGUAACAGCAACCACGUGAAGGUUAAAUCUGAGGUGGUGAACGUGAGCGAUGAUGCGGAGAGCAUGAAGGCGGCGGUGGAGCAGCCGCCACCGUUCAAUGUGGCAGAGCAGCAGCAGCAAGGAGUGUUGAGGAGGAGGACAAGUAAGAAUUUUAAGCUUAGGGACGAGCAGAGGCAACAGAUGUUUGCAUUCGCAACAAGUCUUGGGUGGAGAAUGCUGAGAGAGAGAUGCCAUGAGAUCAAUCAGUUCUGUGAGCAGAUUGGGGUGCCUAGACCUGUCUUCAAGGCCUGGCUCUACAACAACAAGUACCGUAAUGGUGGCGAUGGCGGUGGAGCUGGUGGCAAUGGCUGUUUAGGAGAUGGUGGUGGUGGUUGUCGUGCUGGUGGCAAAGAGGUAGCAGUGGUGGCGGAGGUGAAGAUGGUGGUGGGGAUCAGAAUCAUGGAUUUCUUAUUGGAUCAGGAACCUCUCCGGUGCCCUGGUGCACCAAACACGCAUCGAAUGGCUAACAACACUCGGCAUGCACCCUUGUCGUCAAAUGCAUCCAAUAGUCACUCUAACUAUACGAAUUGCAUGGAGUUCCCCAGGAAGAAAGAGUUUGUGUAUGGUGCCUGCAUGAAAAAUCACGCAGCAAAGCUUGGUAGCCAUGCCACCGACGGCUGCGGAGAAUUCUGUAGAGCCGUCAGUGGCUUCCACUGUGCUGCAUGUGGGUGCCACCAGAACUUUCAUGAGAAGAUGGCUGUGGAGGUCAGUACUGGUGGUGGUGGUGGUGGCAGGGGAGAGGGUGGCAGCAACUAUGUGAAGGUUAAAACUGAGGUGGUGAACGUGAGUGAUGAUGAGAAAAGUAUGGAGGUGGCGAUGGCGGUGGAGCAGCCGCCACCGCUCAAUGUGGCAGAGCAACAUCAGCAAGGAGUAGUGGGACAAAUGAUUAGAUUGAGGAGGAGGACAAGUGAGAAGUUUAAGCUUACGGACGAGCAGAGGCAACAGAUGUUUGCAUUCGCAACAAGCCUUGGGUGGAGCAUGAAGAGAGAGAGAUGCGAUGACAUCAACCAGUUCUGUGAACAGAUUGGGGUGCCCAGACCUGUCUUCAAGACCUGGCUCUACAACAAGAAGUACCGCUGAUGGUGAUAAGGAAGAUAUAUAUAUAUAUAGCCUGCUCUCUCUCUCUCUCUCUCUCUCUCUCUCUCUCUCUCUCUCUCUUCCU
Messenger RNA from Macadamia integrifolia, 1488 nucleotides. RefSeq names its product zinc-finger homeodomain protein 5-like. Lineage: Eukaryota; Viridiplantae; Streptophyta; Magnoliopsida; Proteales; Proteaceae. Gene Ontology annotation, biological process: regulation of developmental process; regulation of DNA-templated transcription. Bases 81 to 1406 code for a protein of 441 amino acids. The transcript is spliced from 3 exons. Gene Ontology annotation, molecular function: transcription cis-regulatory region binding; DNA-binding transcription factor activity. Gene Ontology annotation, cellular component: nucleus. The record is from RefSeq and is a predicted model, not a curated record.